Acanthaster planci (crown-of-thorns starfish) is the source of this 5442-nucleotide messenger RNA. Its product is annotated as aminopeptidase N-like. Gene Ontology annotation, cellular component: cytoplasm; membrane. Gene Ontology annotation, molecular function: zinc ion binding; metalloaminopeptidase activity; peptide binding. Lineage: Eukaryota; Metazoa; Echinodermata; Asteroidea; Valvatida; Acanthasteridae. The record is from RefSeq and is a predicted model, not a curated record. Gene Ontology annotation, biological process: proteolysis; peptide catabolic process.
AUACCAGCAUGUUACCAAAACUAAUUAUCUGUGUUUUGAUUGUGAUAAUUGCCGUUUCUGGACAACGUACCUGCCAUGUCGAUCGGAAGCUUGUUACAGUGGUAGUGUUUUACGCGAGGUGCAAUCACAAUGUGGUUCACUAAAAAUGGAAAAUUUGAACAUUGGAAAAGUACAUUAUUUUAAAAGUUGGACUGAGACUCCAGCUUUCCUGCAUAGGACGUAAAUUCAGUUUCAGUUGGUGGAAUGGCUUUUUGGUGGGACAGGAUAAGAGCUUUGCUGCGGGGAACUGCAAUGUCACAGCCGCCGCUGGAUAACAUCGAGUCUUUGGACAGUAUCCCUUUGAUCAGUUCUCAGGAUUAUGGAAGUGUUAAGAAAGUAACUGUCACAAUGGGUAUGGACGGGACGCUCGAGGUGGAUAGGGAGACAGGCAAGCCCGUUCGCAAGGGCAUGUACUGCAGCCAUGCACAGAUGCUGUUUGUGUUUAUCACGGCAUGCAUUAUCAUCAUUGGUGUGGGGCUGUUGGCCUACUACGUACCUGACAGGUGUGCGGAUAUCGAAGCCACUCAAGCACCUGUUGUGGGACAGAGUAGAGGGGAGUCACCCAGGGAAGAGGAAGAGACCCCCAAUUUAUCGGAGGAAGGAGGCGUUGGGGUGGAGGUGAACCGACAGCAGGCCGAAGAGUGGAAGGGCCGGCUGCCCUUGGACGUGAUCCCCAAACGGUACAAUGUGAGGCUGCAACCGUUCCUCACCACUGACGACGCCCAGGAUUCGCUAAUGGGCCGGAAUUUCACCUUUGAUGGGUUGGUGACCAUCAAAGUGGAGUGCAAUGAGCCCACUAACACUAUCACCCUGCACACACUGGACCUGACGCUUCACAAGCCACCUAAAGUCACGUCGCUGAGCGGCGGCAUGGAUGCCCCGGACCUGUUCGAGAGUUACGAAUUCGUGGUGGAGUACGACUUCCUCGUGAUCACACUCAAAGAGAAACUUGCGAGUGGUCAGGAUUACGAGAUUAAACUGAAUUACUCCGGGGAGCUCAAUGACAAGCUUGCAGGAUUCUACAGGAGCAAAUACACUACAGCUGAAGGAGAAGAAAGAUGGAUCGCAACGACCCAAAUGCAGCCCACGGACGCCAGGAGGGCCCUCCCAUGCUUCGACGAGCCCGCCUUCAAGGCCGUCUUUGACGUCGAGAUUAUCCACAGGUCUCAUAUGACAGCGCUAGCCAACGGCAUCGAACGGGACGGGGAGAUCAAAGUGCCCGUGGGUACUGAUGGUCGCUGGGUGGUGACCCGCUACAAGCGCAUCCGGGAGAUGUCUACAUACCUGCUGGCUUUUGUUGUGUGCGAUUUCAAGUACACUAACGCCACUACCGAAAACGGAAUCUUGUUCAGGGUUUGGUCACGCCCGGAUGCCGUUGAGAACACUCGCUACGCAUUGGACGUCGGCACAAGAAUCCUGACUUAUUUCGAAGAAUACUUUGACUUCGCCUAUCCCCUAGAAAAACAAGACAUGGUGGCUAUCCCAGAUUUUAGUGCAGGUGCUAUGGAGAACUGGGGCUUGAUUCUUUACCGUGAGACGGCACUCCUGUACGAUCCUGUACUAAACUCUGCCAGCAACAAACAACGCGUGGCAGUGGUUGUAUCUCACGAACUAGCUCAUCAGUGGUUUGGUAACCUUGUCACUCCUGAGUGGUGGGAUGACCUGUGGCUAAAUGAAGGUUUUGCAAGCUACGUGGAAUACUUGGGAGUUGACAAAGUCGAAACAGAGUGGCAGAUGAAAUUACAAUUCUUAGUUGAAGACCUGCAGCCGGUUUUUACUGAGGAUGCCCUGGGUACAUCCCAUCCGGUCAAGGUACCCGUUGGAGCUCCUGCAGAAAUCAACGAAAUUUUCGACUCGAUCUCCUAUCAAAAGGGAGCCUCAAUCAUUCGCAUGCUGGACAACAUUCUGACUGAGGAAGUUUUCAAGAUGGGCCUAAAUUAUUACCUCUUUGAACGAUUCUAUGGCAACGCAAACUCUGACGACUUGUGGACUGUACUCACUUAUGCCGAUAAAGGCAUAGGAAAUAACGACGUAAAGAAAAUCAUGGACACUUGGACUCUUCAGAUGGGAUACCCGUACGUGACUUUCGAGAGGAACGGAAACUCGCUUACGGCUACACAGAAGCACUUCUUGAAUAACCCGAACAGCACAGUGGAGGACGGAAAGUUUGGGAACCUAGGGUAUUUGUGGUAUGUUUACCUGCUCUACGCACAUAAAUCCUACCAAGAUUACGACAAUCCGAUGACAAUGUGGAUGAAUAAAGAACGAAGUGUUGAACUGAGCUUGGGUGACAGUUACAACGAUAAUGACUGGUAUCUGGUCAAUAUUAAGCAGUAUGGUUACUAUCGAGUCAACUACGACCUAGAGAACUGGGAACGACUUAGUGAACAAUUGAUGGCUGACCACACGGUGAUACCAAUCGAAAACAGAGCUGCCCUUAUCGACGAUGCAUUCAAUCUUGCCAGGGCAGGCGUAAUCGAACAGACGACUGCGUUAAGUCUAACUAAAUACCUGACGAAAGAGAGGGAAUACUUACCAUGGGAAUCCACACUGGUUGUUAUCUCCUACAUCCGGGACAUGUUCAGCCGUUACUCCGGUUACGGCCCUCUUGAGAAAUACAUGCUGAGACAGAUUGAGCCGUUAUAUGACCAACUUGGAUGGGACGACAAUAUCACUGAUCCAGCCAAUACACAUUUGACUCAGUAUAACCGAAUCAACGCCCUAGGGACAGCGUGCCGCUACGGCCACAAGGACUGUGUUACACAGGCUUCCAGGCUGUAUAAGGAAUACAUGAGCAACCCAGAUAAGAAUCCAAUCACGCCCAAUCUGAAAUCAGUCGUCUACUGUAACGGCAUUCGUUAUGGUGGACAGGACGAGUGGGAAUUUGGUUGGGAGAGAUACGGCAACACGACUGAUUCAUCGGAGAAAUCCAAGUGGCUGAGUGCUCUAGCGUGUAGCAAUGAACCCUGGAUACUCAGCAGAUUCUUAGAAUAUUCUACGAUUAAGAUCCCGCAAGGUGAUACCAUCAACGUCAUCCGCUAUGUUGCCCAGAACUACGUUGGCCGAGCGCUUGCUUGGGACUUCGUCAGAGCCAAUUGGGACAAACUCUACAACGAAUACCAGUUAGAGCAGCGCUUCCCCGACGUUUUAAAAGCUCUGACGCAGCAUUGCAACACAGAGUAUGACAUCACAGAGAUGAGUAGCUUCUACAAGAAACAGAAGAACAUUCCGACCGUGAAGAAAGCCGUUGAUAUGAGCAUUGACCGGACACAGGCUAACAUCCGAUGGAUGAACGAGAACGCUGCGGCUGUACGGAUAUGGUUUAUGAACACUAUAGUAUGAAAACAUCUUUUAAAACAAUAACAACAUAGCAUUGAUCUUAUUUUGACUAACAGCAGGGAGAAAUUACAAACUCUUCAUGUAUAAUCGAAAGCAGUUUGUAAUGAUGUUCUCAAAACUGAACAGUUGUUAAAUUUACUAGGAUUUCAUGUACAGAUUUUCCCCCCGCUAUCAAAGCAUUCUCGAAAAGAAUGUGUAACAGAAGAAAACGUACCAUAUCUCGUUCCCUAAGCACUGAACUCACACUGAAUCACAUCAACGUGACAGUAAACCCUAAUAACAGGUAUUCGUGAAAAACGAUUAUUUGUUUGACCCAUCCCAUUUAAAAGUUGCUUGACUAGUAAAUGGUUUGACUGAAAAUUAUGGUUUAAAAACAAAUGAUGUAUAAAUUACAGAGUUGCACAGUGUACCGACAAAAAUAUGCCAUUAACUACCUUGUUUGAGAGAGUGUACAGAUAUAUGUGAUACAUAAAGAUAAUUCUAAUCUGACGUUUGACCUCGAAGUUUAAACGGAUUUGUUACAUGUACGAGUAGUAUUUAUCGUUUUGGACUGCAUGUGUGAACAGGAUAACAACUGAAUAGCGCGUCAUGUAAAUUGCAAAGUCGGAGAAGUUGCGAUUAUGUUUUACAUCUCUCAACUACUAAUUCAUUCAACACUCGUAGGAUAUGUAACGGCAUCUUUAAGCGUCAUCUUGAUUGUACAAUACAUAAAUAACAAUUUAAAGAUGAUAUAUAGAGAAAAAUGGACGUUGCAUGUCAACCUCAACUGAAGCCUAUUGUAGCUGAUGUUAAGAUUUGCGUGUAUAACAUGGUAGCGUACUCCUUGAUCAAAAUUCAUUACCUGCGUAAGAGCCCUUGAAAAUUUCGAAGGUAUAGUUGUAGACUAUUAUACCAAUACAUAAAGGGCGUACUCUCCGAUCGAGAUACAGGACCAAGAGAAUUCUAAACGAUUUUUACAAAACUAAACUUAAAACGUGGCAUGCAGUGAUCAAUGUAGAAUUUAUAGUUUGUUACUCUGUAUACAUUGGAGUGUAGCCGUGGCAGUUCGAAGGUUUUCUUAGGAUAUCUUACUUUUGGCUUGGCUUGUGUUUGGCUCGUAGAUCUGGUGAGGUUGAGACAGUGACUGUAUAAAAAGAACGUUCAAAAGUUACCACAUAUUGUAAAGAUUUUGUACAAUUUACUUGAUCCUUAUUUUUAUUACAGUUAGUUCAUUUCAGGACAAAAAGACUGUUACCAGGGGCAGAUCCAGGAUUUUGUAAUGGGGCAUGAUCCCUGAUUUUUCCAAAGGGGGGGGCGUGAACUAAAGAAGUAAUGGUAAAAUGCCCGUACAGCGUAGGGUCUGGUGCCAUUUUGGAUUCCGGGAUAGGCGCUCUGGGGUGCAGUUUCAAGAAGUAUAACACUUCCUUUCCUUCUCCCUCUCUCUUUCUUCUUUUUUAUUUAUUUUUUAAUUUUGUCGGUGAAAAAGGGGGGUGUGCGCCCCCUGGAUCCGCCCCUGGUUACAAAUUAUUAUUGUAUGACCAGUUGGAUGAAGACUGAAGGUGACGGAAUAAUACGUGCAAAGAAAAUUUAUCUUUCAACACGUAGGUAAGAGUAAAAGGACCAAACGGAUCGACCUUUAUUUGAAUGAAGCACUUAGCUUUUAAACUAAAAAGAGACUGGGCCGUCAUUAUUGGGCGUGAUGUAUGUGGGUUAGAAAAUGAAUAUCCAUUAAUAAGCUCAACACGUUGAGAGUUAUGUUCCAUACAUAUGUAACCUGUGUGGAUCACUGGCUCUGCCAUUAACACAUCUCGUUUAGGUGUGGGGUCUAUAGGUCUUUCCUAAUAACCCGUAUCUAUCUUUAAUUUUCAUCAUUAGCAAACACACCGAUCAUCAUCUAUGACUGUAUCUUGAUCUUAUUGAUACCAUGCACGUGGUAAGACAGUAAGCCUUGGGUACCAGUAUUCAGUAUACAUUUAAUGCCCUUAACGGAUGCCUAGAUCAGACCUUUGUUCCAGAUAUGUAAAUAAUGAAUUUGUAUGAGACACGUAAUAAAGAUACUCUGCGUAUAAUAUAUGACUAUAGGAA